AAAAUUAAUUCUGGUAUGUUACCCUUCAUAUCAAGCUUAAUUAGGAAAAAGGAAUUUUAAGAUUUUGCUGGUGUAUGUAGAGGUAUUUACAGAGUAAUGGAUGGAGUGAAUUAACCUUAAUUGUUAAAAGAGAAUUUAAUAGAUGAAUCUAAAAAAUAGUAAUAAAUGAAUGGAAUAGAUGGAUAGUAAGAAAAAGUGGUAUAAUAAAUAUAAGAAUAAAACUAAUCAAUAAAAUAAGGAGCAACAAAAUUAGAUGAUAAUAAUAAAGAUCAAAAUGAAUACAAAAGGUAAGAUAUAAUAGAAUAAGACAAAUAAAGAAAUGUUUAGUAAUCUUAAAUUCCUUCUGCACCAUCCAUAAAUAAAUAAUUUACUGAAAAUAAAGUACCAUAAACAGCAAUUGGAAGAGUAUAUGAAUUUGGUGCAUUAGGAGUUAAUUUGGCAACAAAUGCAAUGAAGACUAUGGUGACUUAAGGGAAUGUAUAAAAACGAUUGAGAAUAAUUAGGUUUCUUUUAGACAAGCAUUGGUAAGUGAGGAGAAUGCUUCACUUCUUGCAAAAGGUCUAUGUAAAAUGAGAGGAGCUCCUUUGAAACUUGCAUAAGCAUUAAGUAUUUAAGAAGAUGAAGUAAUACCAAAACAUAUUAGAUAAGCAUUUGAAUAAGCAAGAUAGAAUGCAGAUAUAAUGCCAUAAAAGUAAUUAGAAAAAGUAUUAUAAAUAUAUUAUAUAAAUAGAUGUUAAAAUAAGAAUUUGGAAAUUAAUGGAUGAAUAAAUUUAAAGAAUUCGAUAUAAAACCAUUUGCUGCUGCUUCAAUUGGAUAAGUUCAUGAAGCAAUCACAUUAGAAGGAAAACGUGUUGCAGUUAAAAUUCAAUAUCCAGGAGUAAAAGAAGCUAUUGAUAGUGAUUUAAAUAAUCUUAAAAUGCUUAUGGAAUAUACUAAGUUAUUUCCAAAGACUAUGUUUUUAGAUAAAUUGAUUGCAAAUACAAGAAAAGAAUUGCAUGAAGAAUGUGAUUAUACAAUAGAAGCAGCUAAAUAAAUUAAUUAUAGAAAUUUAUUUGGGAAUUAAAUUGAAUUUGCUAUUCCUGAAGUGAUUACAGAAUUAUCAACCUCAAGAAUUUUGACAGCAGAAUAUUUGUAUGGUGAUACAAUUGAUUUUGCAGCAGAAUUUUAUCCUCAACAUUUAAGAAAUGAAAUUGGAAGGAGAGUUAUGAGUCUUACUCUAUAAGAAUUAUUUAAAUUUAGAACUAUGUAAACCGAUCCUAAUCCUUCCAAUUUUUAUUUCGAUAGAAAUUCUAAUAAAUUAAUACUUCUUGAUUUUGGAGCAGGUAUUUUUAUAUUACAAUUUUUAGUUCAUGAAUAUACUAAAUAAUUUAUUGAUAAUUAUAUUGGAGUUAUUUAUGCUGCUACUAUUUAAGAUCGAAAAGAAUGUUUAUCAAAAUCUGUUGACUUAGGAUUUUUAACUGGUGAAGAAAGUAUUCGAAUGAAAGAAGCACAUGUAGAUUCUAUCAUAUGUGUUGGAGAACCUUUCAGAUAUUAAGGAGAAUUUGAUUUUGGAGAAUAAUAAAUGACCAAAAAGAUUUAUGAACUUAUGCCUGUUAUGCUUAAAUACAGAAUGAGACCUCCACCUCCUGAAAUCUAUUCAUUACAUAGAAAAUUAUCAGGAGCAUAUUUAAUGAAUAUGAGAUUAAAAACUAAAGUUAAUUGUAGAGACAUAUUUAUGAAUCUUUAUGAAUAAUAUAUUAAACUAUAAUGA
Molecule: messenger RNA, 1750 nt
Organism: Paramecium sonneborni
Lineage: Eukaryota; Ciliophora; Oligohymenophorea; Peniculida; Parameciidae
Source: the annotation of a GenBank genome assembly